GCAGGCCCAGUUGGCGUCGCUCUAGCUCGGGAGCGGGGUCUCCGCCUCCCUCUUCCUCGCCGGCCGCUCGGACUCUGCCUUUAUCCCCUUCGGAGGCCUGCCGUCCAGACUCCGAGAAACCCGGCAACAUCUCGAGAAAAUGACACAUUGGUUUCAUAGGAACCCAUUAAAAGCCACAGCUCCCGUUUCUUUUAACUACUAUGGCGUAGUCACUAGUCCUGCUGCUUCAAAAAUUUGCAGCGACCUGAGGUCAUCCAGGGCACGGCUGCUUGAAUUGUUUACGGAUUUGAGCUGCAACCCAGAAAUGAUGAAGGGCGCUGCAGAUUCAUAUUUUUCACUGUUACAAGGUUUCAUAAAUUCAUUGGAUGAAUCGAGCCAAGAAAGUAAGUUACGCUAUAUUCAAAAUUUCAAGUGGACCGAUACAUUACAAGGACAGGUUCCAAGUGCCCAGCAGGAUGCUGUUUUUGAAUUAAUUUCCAUGGGAUUUAAUGUAGCUUUAUGGUACACCAAGUACGCCUCAAGACUGGCCGGAAAAGAAAACGUAACAGAAGAAGAAGCGAAAGAGGUCCAUCGAAGCCUGAAGGUUGCAGCCGGGAUUUUUAAACAUUUAAAGGAAAGUCACAUCCCAAGGCUUAUCACACCUGCAGAGAAGGGGAGAGAUUUGGAAGCACGGCUCAUAGAAGCUUAUAUUAUCCAGUGUCAGGCUGAAGCUCAAGAAGUAACAAUUGCUCGAGCAAUCGAGCUAAAGCAUGCUCCUGGACUGAUAGCUGCACUGGCCUAUGAAACAGCCAAUUUCUAUCAGAAAGCAGAUCAUACUUUAUCCAGUUUGGAGCCUGCGUACUCUGCUAAAUGGAGAAAAUACCUUCUUUUGAAAAUGUGCUUCUACACGGCUUAUGCUUACUGUUACCACGGUCAGACUUUGUUGGCCAGUGAUAAAUGUGGUGAAGCAAUCAGGUCUCUCCAAGAAGCAGAAAAAUUGUACGCAAAGGCAGAAGCUCUAUGCAAAGAAUAUGGGGAGACCCAGGGCCCUGGACCAACUGUCAAGCCGUCAGGACACCUGUUCUUCAGGAAGCUUGGAAACCUCGUGAAGAACACCCUGGAAAAAUGUCAGAGAGAGAACGGGUUCAUCUACUUUCAAAAAAUUCCAACAGAAGCUCCACAACUGGAACUCAAAGCAAAUUAUGGCCUCGUGGAGCCUGUACCUUUCGAAUUUCCUCCCACAAGUGCGCACUGGACCCCAGACACGCUGGCUGCCUUUGACCUCACCAAAAGACCCAAGGAGGACAGCACCAAACCCAAACCAGAAGACGUGAAGCCUGUGAAGGAACCAGACCUUAAACCUCAGAAGGACACUGGGUGCUCCGUCUCCUAAAACACCAACACAGUGUGCGCUUGGAGCUGCUCUGCUGGUGGAUGAGAAGACCCUGGGCCUUCCGCCCACAUUCUUGAAACAAUUUCUCUGAAGCCUGUAGAAUAACUUGUACAUUCAGAGGGAAUCUGCCUCAUUUAGCUGCUGUAGAUUUUUAAUAUACUGGACAGGUUCCAUGCUUUGUUCCACACUCCUUUUUAACCAGGACAACAUGGGAAAGACUUCAUUCUGCCUCUUAAGAGUGUUUCUGAGGUUUAGUUUUUAGUUUUGUUUUUUCCCCGAGCUCUGGGUAGUAAUGUUACAGCGAGUAAUGUUUCUGUGCGAGGGGAGACAGAAUGAGAAGGUUUUUGAAGAUGUCGGCUGUUGCAUGAUGUCACGAAUACCUUGAAGCCUGAAGGAGAUGGGUUGUCCUGAAUUACACUGUAACUCCACUUCUUUGUUAGGGAAGUUAGAGUAAAAUGCUUUGUUAUCCGAUUUCCGUGUACCUUGUUUUUAUAUGGUUUAGAUUCUAAUACACAUGUUCUGUCAGAACCAUAUUGCUUUAGGCCAAAGACCAGAGCAGAAACUCAGUAGAGCAGACAGACACAGUAUGAUCUUAAAAAUAGCUUGUAAUAUUUGAAACAGCUAGUUUCCUGUAGGCACAGGCUUGGGACGUAGGGGAUGCAUAUACGUUAACUAGAGUCACACCUGUAGGUUUAUCUUUUGAUGAUUAUCUGGGGGUGUUCAGCUAACUUUCCUGUUAUAAACGGACUGGUUCACUUAAUAAAAUAAUAAGAGCAGUGCAUCUUGAGAGCUUACCACAAGCCGGGCUCUGCACUGAGCACUUACACAGAUAAACCCUUGAAUCCAUGCAGCAGCUCUGAAAAAUAUGCUUAGACUGUUGAAAUAGGAGUAAACAUUUCAUUAUGAAGAAUAAAUAGAUUACGCCUGUCUGGAUCAACAUCAUAUUCAAAUAAAUGAUUACUUAAAGCAUCAUUUACACUCUUGAAAAAAGCUGCAUAGAAUCAGUGUUUUGUAAAAAUAUGUGGAAAUGCUACCGAAAAUAAUAUAUGGAAAUGCUCCUUGCUAUAAAAGAUUGACUGUUUGAAGCAGUUUCCAGAAUAAAUGGAGUAAUAACUGAACAGACAUUUAAUUUUAUUUUGCUGUCUAUAGGAAAAAUAAUUAACUUUCGCCGCAUUUUGAUUACAAAAUCACUUGUCUGUUUGCUGAAUGCCAUUAACUGGCAAAAUUUUAACAGUACUGAUGACAGCUUAUUGCUCGCAGCCUGUAGGAUCUGUUUAUCGUGGGUACUAGGGCUUAUUAACCAAGUGGCUAAAUUCUCACAUUGACAUAGUUGCGGGUCAGACAACCACAUAUGGAAUGAAAACGUAAUAUGCUUGGUGCUUCUGUAAAAUGCAGUGAAUACUGGCAUUUUAGUCCCUAAUUGGCAACUUCUACAUAAGCAAAUAAAUAUUCUGUUGACUCAGCAAAGGUGAUGCUUGUGACUAAAAUAUCCCAUUUCUCAUGUUCUUUGAAGUAGUGUUGGAAAUUUGGGGGAGUUGAGAUGUAAAGAAGUUGCAUGAAAGCCUAGAGAGAGGUAACUGCUUGCAUUAACUAUUGUGUACAUUUCAUACUUCAAUGAAAAUAUGGUGACAGCUAACAUUCUACUAAAAGCAUUUGUAUAACGAAUUCUUUUUAUUUAUGAAAAUAAAAGUAAUUUUACAGCUUUA
Molecule: messenger RNA, 3078 nt
Organism: Miniopterus natalensis
Lineage: Eukaryota; Metazoa; Chordata; Mammalia; Chiroptera; Miniopteridae
Gene: BROX
Product: BRO1 domain and CAAX motif containing
Source: RefSeq, a predicted model, not a curated record